AUGACCCAGCAACAGCCACCACCCUAUCACUGGGAUCCUCUGCAUCUGCUACGGCUACCGGGGCCGCCAGCUGACCUAACUCCAGAACCACAACUGACACCAACGCCUCCUCCCCCGGGGAAGGGUAGUGAACAACAGAGCUCUGCUAUACCGGUAACAUGGGGAGGUUUGAAAGCCCUCUCCUCCAAAGCUGAGCAGGUCUUCUCGGCUACCGGAGCACUGGGUGCUAGCCUUGCCCUAGGUUUACACAGGCAACCUUCUGUCUCCAUUUCAAGGCAAUAUGUUCUGAUGGUCCCUGUUGUUCUACAAGAAGUCUCUUUGGAAACAAUUUGUGUCCAGCUUUUUAAUCUUACUGAAACUGUUACUUUGACUGUCUCCAUCGACUAUGAUGUGGUCCAGAAGACAGUAGUUAAAGAGAAAGUUACAAGAGAGAAUUUCUUCAAAUGCAUCAACUUCGAGGUUCCUAAGGCCGGACCUGACCCACUGGCUUUCAUCACAUUUUCUGCUCAAGGAGCCACUCUCAACCUGCAAGAGAGAAGAUCUGUGGCAAUCCAGACCAAUAGAGAUAUGGUCUUUGUGCAGACAGAUAAACCAAUUUACAAACCUGGACAGAGAGGUAAGCAUAUGAGGUUUCGAAUUGUGUCUCUGAAUAAUUAUUUGAAGCCUGUUAAUCAAAAGUAUCCAGUGAUCACCCUUACGGAUCCAGAUGGCAAUAGAAUCCAACAGUGGAACAAUGAGGAGUCUUCUGGAGGUCUCGUGCAACUCUCCUUCCCGUUAAUCUCGGAGCCUAUCCUUGGCCAGUAUGGUAUCUCCGUGGAGACACUCUCUGGAGAGAAAACAGAUGAGUUCUUCUCUGUGGAAGAAUAUGUGUUACCCAAAUUUGAAAUGACUGUGGAUGCACCAGAAAAUGUCUUAGUUGUGGAUCCUGAAUUCAAAGUUAACGUCUGUGCCUCAUAUACCUAUGGCAAACCUGUGGAGGGGGAAGUUCAACUUACUGUGUGCAGGGAGGCUCCAUAUGGAUCCCAUUUUUGCAGGCUUCCUAUCAAUUCACUCUGUGAAAAUUUUACCACUCAGUUAGGGAAAGCUGGCUGUGCCUCCCAUCUUGUUAACACAAGUGCUUUUGAGUUAUAUCGGGAAGGAUACCAGAAUCACCUUGAAGUGAACGCUCUUGUCACAGAACUUGGAACAGGUGUGCAGCUUACACGCACCGAGUACAUAUUUAUAAAUUCAGCAAUGGUGAGGAUUCAAUUUCAGAAUAUGGAUACAGUCUACAAACAGGGAAUCCCUUAUUUUGGCCAGAUUAAAUUGCUCCAUCCAGACAACACUCCCAUCCCAAAUGAAAUCGUCCAGUUGUACCUGGAGGACAAAACUGUGGGCAACUAUACCACAGAUAUAAGCGGCACUGCUCAAUUUUCCUUGGACACAUCUAAGAUUACACACCCGUUUAUCACUUUGAAAGCAAUCUACAAGAACAAUGAAUACUGCAGGUUUCCUGGCUGGACAUUACCUUAUUAUCCUCAGUCAGACUACUUUGUACGACGAUUUUACUCCAAGACUAAUAGCUUCAUAAAAAUUGUCCCAGAGAUGGAAGAACUGAGAUGCAACCUGCAGAAGAGGGUGACAGUGCACUACCUUCUCAAUAUGCGAGGCUUUGAAGACAAAACUUACACGGCGCCCUUCAAUUAUUUGGUGAUUUCAAAAGGUGUAAUCAUUCUUUAUGGGCAACAGAAAGUUGAGAUCAAAGAUAAUGAUAUGAGGGGCACAUUUUCCAUCCCUAUAGAAGUUAGCACAGAGUUAGCUCCCUCUGCAAUUAUGCUGGUCUACACUUUACAUCCUGGAGGAGAAAUGGUCGCUGACAGUACCCAAUUCGAAAUUGAGAAAUGCUUUAAAAAUAAGGUCAACUUAAAUUUCUCUAAGGAAAAAAGUUCACCAGGAUCCGAUAUCAGCCUUCAGGUCUCGGCUGCCUCAAACUCUCUUUGUGCCCUUUGGGCUAUAGAUGAAAGUGUAUUGUUACUAAGGGAUUAUAAUCAGCUAUCAGCACAAAGUGUAUAUAAUAAGCUAUAUUACAGGCAACUAUAUGGCUAUUAUUUCAAAGGACUUGACUUAGAGGAUAGCCCUAAACAGCCAUGUCUCAAACGAGAACAAAUCCUUUAUAAUGGAAUUUAUUAUGUACCUGCCUGGGCUGACUUUGGAAGAGAUGCCUAUGACCUUGUGGAGGCAAUGGGGUUAAAGGUUUUUACCAACUCUCAUUACCGGAAACCAGUACUGUGCAAGAAGAAUCCCAGCCAUCCGGACUGUGAUGACGAAGAUAAAGAAUUUUUGAAGCCUUCUGGGAGUUUUGAAGCUGGAGGGAUUGCCCCUUUCCGUUCUUAUGUCAAUACUGUGCGGAAAUCAUUUCCUGAAACUUGGGUUUGGAAUCUUAUCACAACUGACUCCCGGGGGAAAGCCAGUCUUCCUCUUACUGUUCCUGAUACCAUUACACAGUGGAAGGCCAAUGGAUUCUGCCUAGAUGAUAAAGCUGGAUUUGGCAUCUCCCCAACCAUCUCCCUGACAGCUUUUCAGCCCUUCUUUGUGGAUCUUACUCUCCCCUAUUCAGUUGUUCGAGGAGAAGCAUUCACUCUGAAGGCCAACGUCUUCAACUACCUGAAUAGAUGUGUUCAGAUUAGUACUGUACUGAAAGCAUCUAAUGCUUACCAAAUCAAACGUCUCCCAACUGAAGAUGAAAAUGUUUGCAUAUGUGGCGGUGAGAGAAAAUCCUAUGCUUGGCUGGUUACUCCCCAAGCACUGGGUACUGUCAACCUCACUGUCGUUGCUGAAACCCUGACGAACAGUGCCUGUGGAGAUGGGUCUUCCGAGUCUCUGAACACUGGCUGGAGGGAUACGCUGAUCAAACCACUGCUGGUAGAGCCUGAAGGUAUUGAAAGGGAGAUGACACAGGGCUCACUUAUUUGCACAAGUGGAACCACAGUAUCUCAAUCAGUGGUGCUAGCAUCACCAGAAAAUCUUGUGCAAGAUUCAUCUAGAGCUUAUUGGUCUGUUCUUGGAGAUCUUCUUGGUUCUGCCAUGCAAAACUUAAGGAAUCUUCUCCAAAUGCCUUUUGGUUGUGGAGAGCAGAAUAUGGCUCUAUUCGCUUCCAAUAUUUACAUCUUGGACUAUCUGAGUCAGACUCAACAACUGACAGAAGAGAUAAAAUCCAAGGCUAUUGCAUACCUGAUCGAAGGAUAUCAGAAGCAGCUGUCUUAUAAACACUCAGAUGGAUCAUAUAGUACCUUUCGACAAAGAGAUCAGCAAGGAAACACAUGGCUCACUGCAUUUGUUUACAAGUCAUUUGCACAAGCUAAACGCUACAUUUAUAUUGAUGACAAAGUUCAGUCCCAAACCCUUAUUUGGCUCAUAAGUACUCAGGAAUCAGAUGGCUGUUUCCCAAAUUUUGGCAACGUCUUCAACAAUGCUUUGAAGGGACAAGAUGAUAAGAUUUCUCUCACUGCAUAUGUUAUCAAUGCACUGAUUGAAGCUGGUCACCCAAUCUCGUUGGUGGCAAUUCAAAAUGGUCUCCAAUGCAUACGGGCUGCAUCUAUGGACAGGGCGAUUACUACCUAUGAGCAGGCCCUUCUGGCCUACACUUUCACUUUAGCGGGCUAUGAAGACAGAAGGAAAUUCUUUAUCAAUGAGCUGAACAAAAAAGCAAAGAAAGUAGGUGAGUGCACUGGACCUUUCCCAGUAACAAUUCGCAUCUUGAGUGGCUCAGUGCACUGGGAACUAGAAAAGCUGCACUCUGUGGCAGGUGCAUAUCCCUACUACCCUUGGGCUUCCUCUGCAGAGAUAGAGAUGACCUCUUAUGUCCUGUUGGCCAUUCUCUCCAAGCCACAGCUGACCUCAGAAGAGCGGUCCUAUGCUUCUCAGAUUGUACAGUGGGUGGCAAAGCAGCAAAAUUCCUAUGGAGGUUUCUCCUCCACGAGGGAUACUGUUUUGGCUCUCCAAGCCCUGACCGUGUUCCAAAGGCUCACUUUCUCUAAAAACAGACAAAAUUCAGUGCUGAUUCGUUCUGAUCAAGCUUUCUCCGCUGGCUUCCAAGUGAAUGAUGAGAACCGUUUGCUGCUACAACAAACCCAACUGCCGACAACGAACAGAAACUACACGGUGGAAGUGAGUGGCAAUGGUUGUGUAUACGUACAGACAAUCCUGAAAUAUAACAUUCUACUCCCCAGCAAGUCAUCUGGGUUUUUUCUUUCUGUGAAUACAGAAAAUGCUGUCUGCAGAGGAUCAUUUGAGAAAAAGUUUGACCUUGUUAUUUCAGCCAGUUAUCAUGGAAAGCGCAGCACUUCCAACAUGGUAAUCAUUGACGUGAAGAUGCUUUCAGGCUUUGUACCUGUCAGAUCAUCUAUUGAGAAGCUUCAGAGAGAUGGCAAAGUACAACAAGUAGAAACCAAAACCUCCCAUGUCUUUUUCUAUUUGGAGAAUGUUACUGAAAAGAAAAUUCAGUUCUCAUUCUCCGUUGAACAAGAUGCACUUGUAUCCAACAUCAGGCCAGCAUCCGUUCAGCUCUAUGAUUACUAUGAAACUGAUGAAUAUGCACUUGCAGAAUACAACACACCAUGUAAUCAGAUGUAUUUUGAAAGCUGCUACCUCUAG
Messenger RNA from Trichechus manatus latirostris (Florida manatee), 4632 nucleotides. RefSeq names its product ovostatin. Gene Ontology annotation, cellular component: extracellular region. The transcript is spliced from 36 exons. Gene Ontology annotation, molecular function: endopeptidase inhibitor activity. Lineage: Eukaryota; Metazoa; Chordata; Mammalia; Sirenia; Trichechidae. The record is from RefSeq and is a predicted model, not a curated record. The coding region runs from base 1 to 4632 and encodes 1543 amino acids.